Molecule: messenger RNA, 2953 nt
Organism: Pecten maximus
Lineage: Eukaryota; Metazoa; Mollusca; Bivalvia; Pectinida; Pectinidae
Product: sodium-dependent dopamine transporter-like
Exons: 10
Coding region: 449-1288 (279 amino acids)
Biological process (GO): sodium ion transmembrane transport
Cellular component (GO): membrane
Source: RefSeq, a predicted model, not a curated record
ACAAUAUCCUAUCCUUGUCGAGUGGUAUAGACGAGGUGGGGUCUCUGCGCUGGACGCUCGUGUUAUGGGCAAUACUCCUCAAAGUGAUUGUCAUUGUGAGUCUUUUGAAGAGCGUGAAGUCCGUCGGAAAGUUAAUGAUUUUUGCCACAUUCUUUCCACCGCUAAUUGGAUUGGCGAUGCUUAUUCAAGCAUUUACUCAAAAGGGUGCCAAAGACGGUCUACUAUUUCUCAUUACACCAGAUUUUACUAAACUAGCGGAUUCAAAGGUUUGGAUAGAGGCUUCAUUCAUGGCUUUCUACAGUGUUGGCCCGGGCUGGGGAGGUGUAUUAAUGAUGGGAAGCCAUAUGAAAUUCCACUCUAACUGUUUAAGAAAUGUUAUGAUUGGCGUUGUUGGGGAUGUUUUGAUAGCAUUAUUCAGCAGUGUCGUCCUGUUCUCUGUCAUUAUGUGAUGGCGAGCGAGAUUGGUGUCCCAGUCCAGGACGUUGUAAAGUCAGGCAUGUCCAUCGGCCUUGUCGGCUACAGCCGGGCAUUGUCCUUCCUUCCUGCGCCGUAUGUCUGGGCUGUGGUAUUCUUCUUUGCAGUCACUAUUGUAGGACUUGACGCAAAGGUUGUUUGUACAGAGACGGUGGUGUCAUUCCUGGAACGAUUCGGCGAUAAAUUAGGCCGACAUAGCCAUCUGUAUAUGGUGUUACUGGUCAAUUUCAUUACGCUUCUCCUCAACCUCCCGUUUUGUACACAGGGAGGACCGUACAUGUUCCAGCUAGUAGACUGGUACUUGCCACCAUGGUCGGUAGUAAUGAUUGCCUUGUUGGAGAUUAUCGCCGUUAUGUGGUUUUACGGAGGUGAUCGUGUUGACUACGGAUUACAAGACAUGAUUAAACGGAAAAUGCCUCACGUGAUCCGACUUGCAGCGGCUUAUAUAUCACCGAUACUGGUUUUGAUGUUGCUCCUUAUUAGCUUUGUUCGAUACAGACCUCCAAAGUACGGCUCUUACGAAUACCCGGAGUACGCACUUGUCAUUGGCUGGGCGAUCGCGUGUGUCACCGUCAUCCCCAUACCCUUAAAUAUUGUCUGGAAACUUGCUAAGUUGCCGGGAACAUUGAAGCAGAAAUGGGCAACCCUUACCCGACCGAGCUGUGACUGGGGUCCUAGUGACAGUGCUCAUCGACUAGAGUACCUGGAGCAGUCACAAACCGAGCGGUCCUUGGCAGACAUAGCUUUCUACAAUCUCACCGGUAGACAGAGAUAUCCUGCUAAAAGACACUCUGAAGCUCUGGUAUUGUGUUGACACAAAACGUAUGCAUUGAACCAUGUAAACUUUCUCAGCUGAUACAUUCAUAUGUGUUAUCCCGCUAUUACGGCGACGUCGCAUUCAUUUUAAUAACUACCAUUAUUGCGGCCAGAACGUUUCUCACUAAAAAUGUCAUUCAUAGUUAUCUAUUAUAAAAUCACGCUUCUUGUUAGAUCAUCUUCAGUGGGCAUCAUCUUAAAAAUCUUAUUUUUAUUGUGGAUUAUAUAGCGGAUGAGUAUUCCUGAGUAAAGCGUCACAUAUGUUUACGCUGCGUUUACAUUUCAUUCAAACUGCAACUUCUAUUUUCACUUUACCUAUCGUACAAGAAAGGGAAUUGGAACAUAAUUAUACUUUUAACGAAGAGAACGUAUUACUUAAAAAAAAUGUAUUUUUGGCCAAUUAACUGGUAAAUUACGUUCAUUAUGCGAGUUCGAAAUCAAUUACAGUAUAUAAUCUUAUAAAAUUAGCGAGUUGGCCACCGCCAUAUAACAAGAUAGUGAACAAUUUGGAACCGAAUCUGUUGUUAACUGUAUACCCAGUCAGGUACCAUGUAUACUGACGUUAAUGAUGUAAGCAUAAUAUUAAUAAUAAUGCAUCGCGUUUUGAUAAUAUUUUAUCAAUGAUAUUCCGUUCUGCCAUUCCCAUAAUUUCGAUGUCUUUCCCGGGCGUGUAUAACAGCUGCACUGUACACCGCCUCGUUCGAAAUAAGCGAUGCUAAUUUUGUAAAUAUGUUAGCACAUUUUCUCCCCGGAAGUUAAAAAAAGUAUUUACCGAUAUAUCACAAACAAAGCAACUAGCCAGUUUCUUUCUUCGGUGAACACGUGUGUUGGGGGCCGCCAUGUUGAUCCACUUCACAACGCACUGAAGUUAUAAAUAAAAUGACCUCGAGGUCAACAGUGGAAGUGCGAGAGCUGUUAACAGAGGUGCUAUGACCGCGUUGCACCCUGGGAGAGAUCGUAGCUUGCUAAAACCUUUAUUAACGCUAAAAAAACAUGCUAUGCAAUAAAAGAUUGUUUUAAGGGAAAUAACUCCUAUAGAAUAUAACAUCGGGAUUCUGACCAUUUAAUGUCCAUAUCAAGUGACUAGCAACGGUAGUUUAACCAGUUACCAUUCAAACGUUGCUAAAGAGGGUCAUGAAUAUGUAUUUGUCACCCCGACUGCAUUUAGAGUGACAAUAAAUACAGUCCAGCAAGAGUUAAACAGAUUUAUUGCAUUUUUGCCAGUGGAAUAUAUAGAAAAUCAAACUAAUCAAAUUCAUACUUUUACUGCAGCGAUGAGCAGUGAACAUUUUUAAUCAAUACGAAGAUCGAUUAAUUGGUUAUUUUGCCGCAUUUCUGAAAUAUUCAGACUAGUUUUUAACAGAAUACCUACUUGACAUUAGCUAUUCAUGCACAAAUUCUCCGAUAACAGCAGAAAAAACCCACUUAAAUUGCGUUGAUCAGUCCUUUCAAAAUGGCACCGUCAAGUUCAUGUGGAGUAACGUCACAAAGAGAUGACGUCAUGAAUUAUGUUACGGAUUCCAGCACAUUUGACACUAUUCAUUUUUCAACGUUUUUAAUUUUGUUUUAAGUAUAUGUUUACACUUCCGUUGUGUGUUCGUUACAUAACCUUAGUAACGAAAACAUAACAAAAUGUUCUGCCAUAUGAGUGAAAUAUGUUAUA